Engraulis encrasicolus (European anchovy) is the source of this 2705-nucleotide messenger RNA. RefSeq names its product bromodomain-containing protein DDB_G0280777-like. The record is from RefSeq and is a predicted model, not a curated record. The coding region runs from base 1105 to 2646 and encodes 513 amino acids. Lineage: Eukaryota; Metazoa; Chordata; Actinopteri; Clupeiformes; Engraulidae. The transcript has a single exon.
AGCGAUACAGUAUGUGAAUUAGGGGUACUCAUGGCACAACUAAGAUGCUUAGGGGGUACGCAAGACAAAAAAGGUUGGGAAACAAUGCAGUAUAGUAUCCCCAUAACGCACGCUGUUCCACCAGUGGAACGCUGUAAUAGUCAUCGAAAAGUUAACCACCAUAGUACAACAGUACUAUGACAUAACACAGGGCCUUUAAUAAUGCACUACGACUCGGUCAUUGCCAUUCUGGUAACAGCAAAUGUAUAACGCUGUGUCUUAACGGAUUAACUCAACAGAACAACAACAGAGCACGGAUCCCAAACGUGAUGGAGGCCCCCCAACACGAAGAUAAGACGUGAACAUGUUAAAAUAAAUAAUCCAUUUUGUGAUAAAUAUUUUAGUACAUAAUUAAUAAUACAUAUUGUUAUUUUCCUGAACACCCCAACCUUGUAUUAUACCCUGGUGCAUCCGUCUGAAACAUGCACCAAUCGUUUUUGGAUUGUACAGUAGGCAGUCAGUCAGUUUUUAAAACUCUAUCAUAACCUUAGUGUCAAUGAAAGCGAACUUGUUCAGUCCUCAGAACAAAAAUGUUUGUCACUGUGGGCGUUUCAAGGCCAUUUUAAAUUGUUACUUCCAGUUUUGUUUGUCUUUAACUCCCACUUUACACAAGUGGUCAUUGAGAGCCUGACCAUAAAAGACAUGGUCUUACACUGGCCUUGAGAUUUUUCUCUCAUGAUCGCUGAACUUGAACACGACACAUAAGUUACCAAAUCUUUGUCCUAAUAGGUCAGGUUUAGGAGCACGUGUGCCACCUCACUUUUCAGUUUGUUUUCCAUUUGUGCACACAUACUUAACUAUUGCUUUGUGUCAUUGUCACAUCCCUUUCUUGUGCUGUCUGUGAGUCUCACUUUCAUUGCCAAUCCUCUGUGGAAUGAGACCCUGAAUACCUCGCACACCUCUCUCUUGUCAGCAACCCCUCUUUGUUUUCUGUGUCUGUCCGUCCCAAUAACUCGCAUCCCAAGUUCUCUUGACUGUCUCAUAGGGGAGCCUAACAGCACAACAACAACAGCAGCGUGUGAAAGCAAUGGUGAUGAUGAUGACCCCAACCAAGGGAAGAUACCCAUGAGCCCAAAGGAGAUUAACCACAACAACUACCUGGCUCCACUGGAUAACCACCAGUGGGAGCAGAAGAGGCAGGACCACCAGCAACCACAACAGCAGCAGCAGCAUCAGGACCACUGGGAGCAGAACAUGAAUCAUCAGCAUCAGGACCAACCGGAACAGCCACCUGUCGUGGGCUCCGCUCACACACCCGCGAGCCCCUCUGCCCCCUCCGAUCACGACUCUGCUCCGCUGGACAACCACCAGUGGGAGAAGAAGAUGCAGAGUGACCAGCAGUCCAGGCAGCAGGAGCAAUGGGAGCAGAACAUGAAGAAUGACCAGCGGAACCAACCGGAGCAGCAAGCUGUCGGCUCGACGGCCACACCUGAGAGCGCUUCUCCAGCCUCCUCCGACCUUGAUCCUGCCCCCGUCAAGGGCAUCUUCCUCACCGCCGUCAGCGACCAGCAGCCCCAGCAGCUGCGCCGCCUCGAGCAGCACCAGCAGCACCUGCGCCAGCUGCAGCAGCGGCAGGAGGAGAAGCAGGAGAAGCAGAGGCGGCGCCGGGGCCUGGCCAGGGAGCAACAGGAGCAGUGGGAGCAGGAGCUGUCGCAGGAGCAAGAGCGCCAGAGACGGCAGUGGCAGGAGUGGCAAGCGCAGGAGAAGCAACAGGAGCAGGAGCAUCAGAAGCGGCAGUGGCAGCAGUGGCAGGAGCAGGAGAGACUGCGCGAGGAGGAGCAGCAGCAGGAGCAGCAGCAGGAGCAGCAGAGGCGGCAGUGGAUGGAGCAGCAGCAGCAGCAGCAGCAGAGGACCCAGCAGGAGAAGGAGGAGCUGCACAGGCAGUGGAUGGCGGAGGAGCGCGAGCGUCUGGAGCACCAGCGUCAGCUGGAGAGGCAGCGCAGGGAGCUGCUCCAGCUCCAGCUCCAGCAGCAGCAGCACGAGCACCGGCAGCGGCGGCAGAUGCUGCAGUGGCAACUACAGCUGGAGCUCGAGCAGCAGCAUCAGCAGCAGAGGCAGAAACAGCAGCAGCAGCAGCAGCAGCAGCACCAACAGCAGCAGUUGGCACACAAGGGCCGGUCGGACAUUCUCAUCUCCCCCUCGUCCGGCCUGUGUACCAUCUACGAGGCCAUGGAGACCAGCGAGGAGGAGGACGAGGGCGUCGACGAGGAAGGAGGGAGCUUCGACGCAGACGACGCAGGCUCCUCCGACUCGGCCUCUCCCAGGAUGCACGGCAGCCCGAGGGACCUGCCUCUGCGCAUGGCCAACGGGAACCUCCGCCACCCUCCGCAAGACCUGGACUGGAGCCGCAAAGUGGACAUGGUGCAGAAGCUCAUCAACCAAACCCUGCUGCUGUCCUCUGGCGAGACCUGUCCUCCGUUGCUGCUGCUGCCGGGCCAGGGCGGAGGCACCCUCAGCCCCCUGGAGAGCAGCCUGUGGCCCGACCUGCUGCCCCCUCUCGGAUCCCCCUCCGCCAUGAUCACCUCCGUCAGCAGCUUCUCUCCAGACAGCCAGGGCAGCUCCCCGCAGGGAGACUGGACCGUGGUGGAGGUGGAGACCCAUCACUAGAAAUCAAUCAGGGCUGGGGUGCAUUUCUCAAAGCCAUAAUUGCUAUCUACAUUAGCUAC